GAGAAGCACAAUGAGCACUAUACCACCAGUAACUGGUAGCAAUAGGAAGCCACUAGGGAAGAGGAGAUAUCAGGAAGUGAAUCAAGUUCCACAUCAGGCUUUACAAUAUUCUUUAGAAACUGAUGAUGAAGCUUUGGAUAUUAAGUGA
Molecule: messenger RNA, 148 nt
Organism: Acaulospora colombiana
Lineage: Eukaryota; Fungi; Glomeromycota; Glomeromycetes; Diversisporales; Acaulosporaceae
Source: the annotation of a GenBank genome assembly